AUGGACACCCCAGUAGACUCGACCCAGCGUCGAAGCGACCCAACGUGCAUCAGUUCGAUUGACGUUGUGCAUGAUGGCAACGAUGCGCCCACACUACCGGUACUCCUGGCGAGCUCCGAAAACACUCUCAUUGACAGGUUGCUGGACCGGCAGCCGUUGAGGGUAGAAAGCCUGCUGAGAAAUGCCCAAUAUCAGGGCCAAACUGCGGACCUAGAAGCAGCUGAAUGGAUAUCAGAGCAUGUUCCCGGGCCCAAUGUCACCGACAAGCAGACCGUCCUCAAUCUCGCCGUCAUGGCUUCUGAUGCAUAUGUUCCUGCUUCUGAUGAUCCUGCAUGGCUCAACUGGACUGGCGGAUUCAAUCGGUCACGGAGCUUCGGCUUCCAAUCCGAUGGCAUAAGAGGACAUAUCUUUGCUGACCAGGGCAAUUCCACCAUAGUCAUCGCCAUCAAAGGCACCGAAAGGGCUAUUUUUGAGGGUGCAGGGACUUCCACGAACGACAAGAUCAACGACAAUCUCCUCUUCAGCUGCUGUUGUGCACAACAGGGGCAUUGGUUUUGGCAUCAGGUCUGUAGUUGCGCUACUAACACAUACCAAUGCGAUAAAAACUGCUUGAUCAGAGAACUCAUCGCAGAGAAUCAUUACUACAGAGCUACACUUGAUCUCUACAGCAAUGUCACAGAGCUCUAUCCUGACUCUACCAUUUGGCUAACUGGCCACUCGCUUGGUGGGGCCCUAAGCAGUUUACUUGGUUUGACCUACGGUCAUCCAGCGGUGACCUUCGAAGCGCCCCCGGACGCACUUGCUGCUGAGCGUCUUGGCUUACCAUUGCCUCCUGGCAGCAUCUCCCAUCAUACAAGAUCCCACACUGGUGUUUCUCACUUUGGCAACACUGCCGACCCGGUAUACAUGGGCUCAUGCGAUUCACUUCUUUCUUUAUGCAGCAUAUGGGGCUAUGCGUUCGAGUCACAGUGUCACACCGGUGCAAGAUGUGUGUAUGAUACCGUGACAGACAAAGGAUGGUGGGCGAGCGUUGGCCAUCAUGGCAUUGAAGGAGUCAUCAAUAACGUGAUCAAAGUGUAUGGGGAGGUUCCGAAUUGUGAACCUGAAGAUGCUGAGUGUGUCGACUGCUUCAACUGGAAGUUUGAUGGCACAACCACGACAACAACUGCAUCCUCGACAAGCCUUACCCCAACAUCGUCUUCCAGAUCACAUACACGUACCCAAACCUGCAGGACGCCCGGAUGGUGGCAUUGUCUGGAUAAGACGUCUUCCUCUAUAAGUACAUUUACAGCAUCAGUAUCAGCGCCAACAACUACAUGUCAUACGCCAGGUUGGUUUGGAUGCAAGGAUCCAACUUCCACAUCUAUGGUGUCCUCCGCUUCUGUCGCUACUCUGACUAGCCAAGCAAGGGCGGAGAGAUGA
Molecule: messenger RNA, 1422 nt
Organism: Endocarpon pusillum Z07020
Lineage: Eukaryota; Fungi; Ascomycota; Eurotiomycetes; Verrucariales; Verrucariaceae
Exons: 3
Coding region: 1-1422 (473 amino acids)
Biological process (GO): multivesicular body membrane disassembly; neutral lipid catabolic process; macroautophagy
Molecular function (GO): glycerophospholipase activity
Source: RefSeq, a predicted model, not a curated record